Molecule: messenger RNA, 1348 nt
Organism: Plodia interpunctella (Indianmeal moth)
Lineage: Eukaryota; Metazoa; Arthropoda; Insecta; Lepidoptera; Pyralidae
Gene: Trs20
Product: TRAPP subunit 20
Exons: 3
Coding region: 104-523 (139 amino acids)
Biological process (GO): endoplasmic reticulum to Golgi vesicle-mediated transport
Cellular component (GO): TRAPP complex; cytoplasm; nucleus
Source: RefSeq, a predicted model, not a curated record
CUUGUAUACGUCAGUUGAGUUGUAUUGUUGAUUACCUAGGUAUUGUUUGUCCUAUUCCUGUUAGAAUAAAUCUUGAACAAAAUCUACAAUUUCUAAAUCUAAAAUGGCUGGGACGUAUUAUUUCGUUAUUGUUGGUCAUUCAGAUAACCCCAUAUUUGAACUAGACUUCAUACCAGUCACAAAAGACGUUAAGAAAGAAGACAACAGGCACCUGAACCAAUUUAUUGCACAUGCCGCUUUGGACCUGGUUGACGAACACAUGUGGAAAGUCACCAACACGUACCUCAAAUCUGUGGACAAGUUUAACCAGUGGUUUGUCUCCGCAUUUGUCACUGCUAGCCAGAUGCGUUUCAUAAUGGUGCAUGAUUCUCGCAAUGAAGAUGGCAUCAAGAAUUUCUUCACAGAUGUCUACGAGGCGUACAUCAAGUUGUUAUUAAAUCCAUUCUACAAGGAAGACACUCUGAUAACAUUCCCCGCCUUUGAGAAGAAGGUGCAAUUCCUUGGGAAGAAGUACCUUACAUGAUCCAUGAGUCUGUUUAUUUAAGUGUACAUAUUGUGUAUAUCCUCCUUUAGAUAUAAUUCAUAUUUAUAGACUCAAUUUGUAUAAAUAAACCCAUUUUGUAUAAAUGUCGUCAAAAUACUUUUUGUCUUCAAUGUUGAAUUGUGGGUUUAAAACUGUAGCCAAUAGGAAAAAGGCAAUGUUUGUAAAAAAUAAUAAUAACCAGGUUUUUAGUUAUAAGAGUUUGAGAGAAUCUUAUAUCCAGAUAUUGACUUGUUGAGAUGUAUGUUUUUAUUCAUGAAUUUUGGCAUAAUCUCGUAAAUAUUUAUAUCUAUACUUAAUGGAAGUGUUAUAGUUCGAAAAUUAAGGUCUGCUUUAACUAUUCAUAACAUUGUGAUAAAAGCAAAUAACAAAUAUUCAAAGAUAAAAGUUUAUUACAGUUUUACAUUAAUUUUCUACAUUAUUUUUUACUAUCAAUCACAGGCAGAAUAUGCAAGAUACACCAACAAACAAUGUAUUUGCAAGCAUAGUCAAUUAAAAAACUUGCCCUAGACACACAUGUUAUAACUUCACAUGUUGUUGCAUACACCAGAACAAUACUGCAGUGCAUACGCAACAAAUCAAUAUCAAAGAGCUUGACUUCAGUCCAAUGUUGUGUCUUAUCUGACAAAAAUCUUUUCCUAUUCCUCAAAAUAACAGUCAGAAACAUCGAAUACUCCAAUACCCACAGAAUAGAAAUUGAACCAUCCUUAUAAAUAUUAAUACAAGUCUGGAAGGCCAAGGUCUUCAUCUAGAAGACUUCCACUUGAGAAGUCAUCUGAAACAAUAAAUUUUUAUUUUCAACUUCAA